Messenger RNA from Oppiella nova, 840 nucleotides. The record is from the annotation of a GenBank genome assembly. NCBI's taxonomy places the organism in Eukaryota, Metazoa, Arthropoda, Arachnida, Sarcoptiformes, Oppiidae.
UGCAUUCAACACUGAAUCACAUGUGAAGCACUGAAAUGCAAUUUAUUUGAAUACAACUCAUUUGAAUGACUUCUGUCACGGAUAUCACCCAUCAGUUGGACAUCUCAUCCCAAGACAACUCAUCCACUCUCAGGUCGCACAGAUCGCAGACCAUCGCGAAGGUUGGAAUCGCUGUCUUCGGCGGUGUUUCUGUGGGUUUAUUAGCCAUAAGUUUGCCAUUCGUUUGGCCGGCAUUGAGACGCCAAGUGUUGCCAUACAUUCCGGCCACUGAUUCACAGCUCAAGAACGUACUGACACUCGUGAACAGAUCCAAACCCAAGACUAUCGUCGACUUGGGCAGUGGUGACGGCAGACUCGUGAUAGAAUGCGCUAAAAUCGGUGUCCUAUCAUAUGGUGUCGAAUUGAAUCCCUGGCUUGUCUUAUACUCGAAGAUCAGAUCCAGAAUAUUAGGCACUCAUCGGUUGACACAAUUUUAUUGCAAGAAUUUGUGGAAAAUAAAUGCCUCCAAUUAUGACAAUAUCAUUAUAUUCGGUGUCGAGAAUAUGAUGAAAACUCUGGAGUAUAAGAUUCAAAACGAUUGCAAUCAUAGCGGACAGAAAGUGGAUGUAAUUGCCUGUCGGUUCCCAUUCCCUAAUUGGAAACCUAUAGAAACUAUUGGCACCGGUAUUGACACAGUUUGGCUCUACCGCUACCCUUACCCUCUACCUCAUGACAAAUGAGCUCAAUGUAAGUCAAUUCAGUUGUGAUGCACUCUAAUUAUGCAAUAAAUGCAUUCAAACACUAUCUUUGAUUAUUCAACACUUUCUUAUCAGUCUGUAAAUUAUGCGGACAUUUAUUACG